This is a messenger RNA of Nymphalis io (European peacock), 1482 nucleotides long. RefSeq names its product phenoloxidase-activating factor 2-like. Gene Ontology annotation, molecular function: serine-type endopeptidase activity. The record is from RefSeq and is a predicted model, not a curated record. Gene Ontology annotation, biological process: proteolysis. Lineage: Eukaryota; Metazoa; Arthropoda; Insecta; Lepidoptera; Nymphalidae. The transcript has 9 exons. Bases 146 to 1432 code for a protein of 428 amino acids.
UAUGAGGAAAAUAAUAUUAAAAAAUAAAAAAUGACCAAGCAACGCGUCGGCCAUCGCCCAGCGGGACAGUCAGUCGCCCGUUCGCCUUUGCCGUUUGCGCGCGUUCGUGUUUUUUAUUAUGUUUUAAGCUCCAACAAUAUUAAAGAUGCAGAGAAUAUUAUUGACGCUAGGUAUCCUGGCGCUGGUGUGGGCUGCCCCCCAGGACAUGUCUUCCGGCGACUUAGACUCAGUACUAGAACAGAUCUUCGGCAAGCCCAACCAGGGAGCGGCCACAGAAGCUAACGUCGGCAACAAGAACCAAGCCUCAACCAUCGUGCCUCCAGUAAAAAAGACUGAACCGACCAAUACCGCGUGUAAGACGGACGAUGGACUGGAUGGAGAAUGCGUCCAUUAUUAUCUCUGUAACAGCAAUAAUUCCAUCAUAACAGACGGUGUCGGUGUUAUUGAUAUAAGGGUCCAAGAGGACAAAUGCGCCUCAUAUCUGGACGUGUGCUGCAUACCUCCAGACACGAGGAAACCGGACAACCCCAUCACACCGUCUCCAGUUACACAGCCCCAGCGUGUCGGUUGCGGCUGGAGAAACCCAGAUGGCGUCGGCUUCCGCAUCACGGGAGACAAAGACGGCGAAGCGAAGUUCGGCGAGUUCCCCUGGAUGGUGGCUAUUCUUAACGUAAACUAUAUCGAUCCCAGGAUCGAGCCGGUGAACGAAGACGAUCCGGACGGUCAGAAGCUGAACGUGUACGUCGGCGGCGGCUCUUUGAUCCAUCCCAGCGUUGUGCUGACAGCGGCCCACUACGUCGCCGUCAGCAAGACGCUCAGAGUGAGAGCGGGCGAGUGGGACACGCAGACGACCAAGGAGAUAUACUCCUACCAAGAUAGAGACGUCAGCUCCACCGUCGUACAUAAGGACUUUAAUAAAAAUAACCUGUUCUACGACAUCGCGUUACUGUUUCUGUCGUCGCCGUUCGAGUCGGCGCCCAACGUGGGCUUGGUGUGUCUCCCACCUCCCCGUGUGCGCGUGCCUGGCGGUACUCCCUGUCUCGCGUCCGGCUGGGGGAAAGACAAGUUCGGAAAGGAAGGUCGCUACCAAGUCAUACUCAAGCGGGUGGAGCUGCCGGUGGUGGAGCGCCGCCAGUGCCAGAACGCACUGCGGAGCACUCGCCUGGGAAACUUCUUCGAGCUGCACAGCUCCUUCAUGUGCGCGGGCGGCGGCCCGGGGAAGGACACCUGCAAGGGCGACGGCGGCUCCCCGCUGGUCUGUCCCAUCGAGGGAGAAAAGGACCGAUACAUGCAGAGCGGUAUCGUCGCGUGGGGCAUCGGCUGCGGGGAUGACGGCACCCCCGGGGUGUACGUGGACGUCUCCAACCUGCGGGACUGGAUCGAUGACAAGAUAGCGGGCAAGGGCUUCGACCCUAAAAUCUACACCGCCUGAGAAUAAUCCUUUUAAUUUACAAGGCCCCCAGCAACAGGGGGCCUAGGCCC